Messenger RNA from Astrephomene gubernaculifera, 1121 nucleotides. The record is from the annotation of a GenBank genome assembly. Lineage: Eukaryota; Viridiplantae; Chlorophyta; Chlorophyceae; Chlamydomonadales; Astrephomenaceae.
CGCUCGUCUAGUAUACCUGAUAAAAGUUCCAUUCUGUUAGCCAUGUUUAGUACAUAGCUGUAUGGACGAGUUUGUCGAACAACUACUGAGCACAACUCUCACAAUCUUGGACAGAGAGACAGAUAGGCUACAACAGUAGUUGCUCAUUGUAAAGAUAACACUGACUGAUAUUACGGUUCACAGGCUUACUUCGCAACCCCCAUUGACCCGUCGGAAGUUGGUGCAUAGGUCGGGCUUGCAAGGGGCACGACUCAAUGCUUGUCGGACGUCAUACGCCAGUUCAGAAUAAUCAAACAACCCUUAGCUCUGUCCCCAAGCCAUAAGGAGAUGACGGCGUAUAAAGGCAGCCGCUUACGCGCGGCUGCGCUGCUGAUGUGCGCGAUCCUCACUUCCACCAACACGGUGUGGGCUGCGGGCAAGCCACAAGCUUUUUUGCAGCAGCAACUGCCCCUUAGCAUUAUCAUUACAACUCCUGUGGAACUGGCCAACCCUGGAAAUGGCUCCGUGAGCAUGUUCGGCCGGCAAGCCAUAACGGUCGUCUUCUCCCGUCCUGUGAUUGCACUCGGCUCCGACUUCGGGACACCAGCAGAACAACAAAAGCUCCCCUUCCAGUUGUCCUGCCGCAUGCCCGGAAAGACCCGCUGGGUCACCACCACCAUCGCGCGCUUCGAUCCGGACGCCGACUGGCCCUCCGACCUCGCGUGCGACCUGCGCUGGAACACCAGCCUGGAGACGUACGACGGCGUGCCUCUGCAGUUGGGCCCUACGCCCCCCUCCGUCCGCCUGACCAGCCACCCGCUCCAGAUGUUCCUCACCGACGUGGACAGCCCCACCGCCCGCAACUUGACAGGGGGGCUGUGGAGCCCCUUUGCGGCGGGGGCGGGCCAGCUGCCGGAGGUGCCGCCGGAUGGCAAGAUUGUGCUGAGCUUCAGUCAGCCAGUGGACCCGCGGAUGCUGCAAUCCGCGCUGCAGUUCGCCCUCCUCGGUCACCCCCCAAGUCCCCCGUCCUCACACCGGCUCCAUCUUGUGCCCUCCACCUCCACCUCCACCUGCACCUUCAUCUUACCUCCUCUUGCUCCUCCCACGCUCCUCCCCCUCUCCCCGUUUUAGGAACCCCAUAC